Molecule: messenger RNA, 6685 nt
Organism: Oncorhynchus nerka (sockeye salmon)
Lineage: Eukaryota; Metazoa; Chordata; Actinopteri; Salmoniformes; Salmonidae
Product: ubiquitin carboxyl-terminal hydrolase 2-like
Exons: 13
Coding region: 244-1830 (528 amino acids)
Biological process (GO): protein deubiquitination
Cellular component (GO): cytoplasm
Molecular function (GO): cysteine-type deubiquitinase activity
Source: RefSeq, a predicted model, not a curated record
CCUACCUGUUACAUGCAUUCAUGCUCCGUACACUGCGCGCAAGGACAUUGCAACUUUAUCCCUAUCUUGAUUGAAAGUGGAACAUAGAAUAAAUAAUGUGCAGAUAUAGUUAAGGGCAAAAUAAAUGUUGGUUUGACAUCGACACAGAAGAUGCAUGUUUUGGACACUCCAUAAAAGUGCCUUCGAAGUCUUGGUAUCCAUCCCUGCUCUAUCAUUCCCUGUGGCUGACCUCUCUGCUCCAGCAUGUCUCGAGUGUCCUCCACCCCCAGGUACAGCCCCAGCUCCAACCCCCUGGGCUACUACAGCACUUAUGAGCCCACCAUGAGCUACCCCCGUAGGGGAUCAGAGCUUCUCCAUCUCCCGUUCCCAUCUUCCAUGUGCGCCAUCUCCACCUCCAGGAACCUGGGCCUCACCAGCCCCAGCCACAACCACAGAGGGCCAGAGAGGGGGAGAGCCCAGCUACCCCUCCCCAGGAUCGAGGUCCCCCAGGCAAGUCGACGCAGUGAAAGCUUCAGCCGAGCCCUGUGUGCCACCAACAAAUGGCGGCCGGUUGGGGAGCGUAUUAACACAAAUGGGGGUAGUAGGGGUCUCUCGCCGACUCGUCCGGCGUACCUUAUGGUGUCCACCUCGCCCUUGUCCCGCCGGCAUCGCUUGGUCAGCCAGUCGAUCCUCACCCAGGACCUGGCCUCCAUGGGGCUGUCUGACCAGCAGCCCUGCCCUGCCAUCAGAGGACGGAGUCCAGCCAGAGCUGAUUACUAUAGCUUUCCCUACUGGGUCUCUGAGAACUCCAAGAGUCCUCAAGGCCUGGUGGGACUGAGAAACCUCGGCAACACAUGUUUCAUGAACUCAAUCCUGCAGUGUCUGAGCAACACCCCUGACCUGAGGGACUACUGUCUGAGGAACACGCACCGCACCGACCUCAACAACAACUGCAGGACCAAGGCCGCUCUCAUGGAGGAGUUUGCCAAACUCACUCAGACCCUAUGGACGUCAGUCAGCAGCGAGGCCAUCAGUCCCUCAGACUUCAAGACCCAGAUCCAGAGAUACGCGCCCAAAUUUGUGGGAUACAAUCAGCAGGACGCUCAGGAGUUCCUGCGUUUCCUAUUGGACGGCCUCCACAACGAGGUCAACCGGGUCACAGUGCGGCCCAGGCUCCCGGCCGAGGACAUUGACCACCUCUCUGACAAUGAGAAAGGGAAGAAAAUGUGGAACAAAUACCUAGAGAGAGAGGACAGCAAAGUGGUCGAUCUGUUUGUUGGCCAGCUGAAGAGCUCUCUGACCUGCAGUGAGUGUGGUUACUGCUCCACAGUGUUCGAUCCAUUCUGGGACUUGUCACUACCCAUCGCUAAGAAAGGUUCAGGGGAGGUGAGUCUGACAGACUGCAUGCGAUUCUUCACCAAAGAAGAUGUACUGGAUGGAGAUGAAAAACCGACAUGCUGCAGGUGUAAAGCCAGAAGGAAAUGCACGAAGAAGUUCACCAUCCAGAAGUUCCCCCAGAUCCUUGUGCUUCACCUCAAGCGCUUCUCAGAGAACCGCAUCCGAACCAGUAAACUCUCUACCUAUGUCAACUUCCCCCUCAAAGAGCUGGACAUGAGGGAAUUUGCCUCCGAGAACAGCAUGAAUGCAGUGUAUAAUCUCUAUGCGGUGUCCAACCACUCUGGGAACACACUGGGUGGCCACUACACAGCCUACUGCAGGAACCCAGCCCUGGGGGAGUGGUACAGCUACAAUGACUCCAGGGUGAGCCCCAUGUCAUCCAGCCAGGUCCGCAGCAGUGAUGCCUACGUGCUCUUCUACGAGCUGGCCUCCUCCUCUCAUUCACGCCUGUGAAGCUACAUGUCAUGGACAUAUAGGCUACGUAAAGCCUGGCACCCUGGUCAUACGGCUAAUAUAUGGACUACAUAGAUCUACACAGCGCCUGGAUCCUAUGCAACGAGCCUAAAAAGCCUGUGCCUGGUCUGAUAGUUGACUUUUGAGCCUUGCUCUGUAUAUAUGUAUACAGUAGCCCUUGGCACCAUGGAUUCAGCUACAACACAUAGGCUGCACUGCCAGGAUACAGAUAUUGAGUUGAGGUUCAACCAUAGCGGUUCUCCCGGGGACGUUGGGAAGAGUGGGUGUGUGCGUGCGCAGUCGCCAUGCCGACGGUGAAAAUAUUUUUUUAUAUAUUUUUUAAUGCACAACAACGAGGUCUCUAAGACCCUAAGCCGGAGUUUCGUCAUUCACUUCAAGGUCACCACUGAGACAUGAAAGACUAUCACUUGACCUUCCGUUCUGUAAAUGAUUCUAUUUAAACAAACGUCACCAUAUUUGUGACUUUAGAGAUGGAUGACUGUCUAGCACCAUCUGGGGUAGAACGAGGUCAAUGUUUGUAUGUACAGUUGUAAAAGGCUUAAACAUAACUAGGAAUGACUUCAAACAGUAUUUGACCUGGGUUCCUAUACUAUUUGAAACUCUUUCAAAUACUUUGAGGUAUUGCUUAAGCCUGCCUGGGGUGCCAGGCUUGCAGGGUUUGCAGAGCACGUUUGUGACUUCAUUUGUUCCAUUGCAACAGGAGAGCUUAAUAAAGCACAGCUAAAGUAUUUGUAAUGAUUUUAAAUAGUAUUUGAACCCAGGGUCAUAUUUAUUAGUGUAAAUAAUAAAUAUGUUUUUUUUGCUACAAAAACUAGAGUUUGUUAUUAGACAAAUUCGGCUAAUCCCUAACCCAUUUGGUCUGUAUUCGUCCGUUUGGUGUCUACGACCCUGAUCUGUUCAAAACAAGGACUCAAAAUGGUGUAAUUGUCUAUCUAAUAUUCAAACACACCUGUACAGUAAAUGGCUUUGAUUAAAAUAGUAAUCUUCUCCACCUGUGCCAACUAUGAACUCCUAAAGGGACAGUUCUCCUAAAGGGAACACUUUGUUCAACUAGUCUCUGCUAACAAAUGCUAGCAUUUUUAAACAGAAACCAAUGUAGAUUAAUCUUCUCCAUUAAGCAUGUUUUACAUUUCAUGUCCAAAUGAUCUAUAUAAAUGGAUUUUGUUGCCCAGUUAACCAUGACUUUAAACAAUUCAGAGUAUUAAGGGCCCAUUCCUUAAUGCAGAAAACAACACAACGGCAGCCCGUCACUUGGUUUGCUAGAGCUAAGCUAAGAGAUGGGGUUGGUGGGGGGGUUACCGCUUUCCAUUAUGGAGAUGUGGAUGUCUAAUCAGAUUGCAUUUUUCAGCAAAAUGAAUGGCAAUAAUUAAUUUGGAUGUCUUGUGCACCUGCCCCCCUAAAUGUCUAAAUGCCCAAGGCCUGUAUUGAUAAAAUGUCUCACAGUAGGUUUGCUGAUCAAGGACUAGGUCCCACCUGUCCAUACAAUCUUAUUCAUUGUGAUAUUAUAAAGCAAAAAACUGAUCCUAGACCAGAACUCCUACUCUGAGACUAUUUGUGAAUACGGGCCAUGAGGUCAGUCCUGAUCCGCUGGGGGGUGAACUCCCCACUAACAUACUCCCAUGGGAGAUUGUGUGUGAGUCCAAGUCUAAAUCUUCUCAGUAGCAGUAGCUUGGCCCAAACACAGUGGAUAGUUGUAGUUUUGCGUGGGGCUAAUGCCUGCUGCCUUUCUUCGUGCUCUCUUUCUACCGCUCUCUCUACUCUCUGUCUCUCCCUCUGAACUCUGUCUCUCUUUCUCUUCUCUCUCCCUCAGCCUGCCUCUACAUCUAGGUCAGUCACCCCAUUUCUCUCCUCAGUGACCUCUGGCUGGAGACUAAUCCUUAUGUCACUGAUCUUGUUAAUGUGGGUAUUAAAGAGAGAGAGAAAAAAAAAAAGUAUUUAGUCAGCCACCAAUUGUGCAAGUUCUCCCACUUAAAAAGAUGAGAGGCCUAUAAUUUAUCAUAGAUACACUUCAACUAUGACAGACAAAAUGAGAAGAAAGAAAAUCCAGAAAAUCACAUUGUAGGAUUUUUAACUCCCAGCCAACAUAACUAUACAAAAUGCAGUAAUGUGCACGAACAUCGUCCCCAGUGAUAAAACGCAGUGCUGAAUGAUAGACUGAAUCUAAAGGUUUUAAAGGGGAGGCUGCCGCAUGCAUGUAGAUUAUAUCACCAUAAUCAAGUACUGGGAGAAGCAUGGCUUGAACAGAUCUUCCUUCUACUUUCCAAAGUGAGGCAGGAUUUAUUUAUCUCGGUGCUCCCUCUCUGGUGCUCCCUCUCUGGUGCUCCCUCUCCGGUGCUCCCUCUCCGGUGCUCCCUCUCCCUUGUCCCAACCUCUGUCUCUUCUGCUUCCACUCAUUUUCCUUUUCUCAAGGCUGGUGAGUGCAGCUUAGAUGCUUUAGUUGAACAGGGUGCUGUGUUGGAUUAAUACCCCAGAGUCUAAAUCGAAUUAGCAUAGGACAAAAAUCGCCAUCGUGUUUAGAAAGCAGCUGUUCAUUCAUUUUUUUAUGGGCUGCUCGCUUAGCGGCAGAGUGGACGAGAAAGAGGCAAAGAGAGAGGGAUGUUGUUCCUUUCUCGCUUCCUCAAUCUGGGCAUUAGAUGCCAUGUGACAUAUAGGGCUCCACAUUUGAUCUCACAAGGAGCCCCCUCACACUGAUAUAGGCCUUGAAGGACACGCGCACACACACACAGUUGAAGUCAGAAGUUUUUAUACGCCUUAGCCAAAUACAUUUAAACUCAGUUUUUCACAAUUCCCGACAUUGAAUCCUAAAUAUUCCCUGUCUUAGGUCAGUUAGGAUCACCACAAAAUGUUAAGAAUGUGAAAUGUCAGAAUAUUAGGCGAGUGAUUUAUUUCAGCUUUUAUUUCUUUCAUCACAUUCCUAGUGGGUCAGAAGUUUACAUACACCGAAUUAUUAUUUGGUAGCAUUGCCUUUAAAUUGUUUAACUUGGGUCAACCAUUUCAGGUAGCCUUCCACAAGCUUCCCACAAUAAGUUGGGGGAAUUUUGGCCCAUUCCUCCUGACAGAGCUGGUGCAACUGAGUCAGGUUGGUAGGCCUCCUUGCUCGCACACGCCUUUUCAGUUCUGCCCACAAAUUUUCUAUGGAAUUGAGGUCAGGGCUUUGUGAUGGCCACUCCAAUACCUUGACUUUGUUGUCCUUAAAGCCAUUUUGCCACAACUUUGGAAGUAUGCUUGGGGUAAUUGUCCAUUUGGAAGACCCAUUUGUGACCAAGCUUUAACUUCCUGACUGAUGUCUUGAGAUGUUUCUUCAAUCUAUCCACAUAAUUUUCCUGCCUCAUGCUGCCAUCUAUUUUGUGAAGUGCCAGUCCCUGCUGCAGCAAAGCACCCCCACAACAUGAUGCUGCCACCCCCGUGCUUCACGGUUGGGAUGGUGUUCUUCUGUCUUGCAAGCCUCCCCCUUUUUCCUCCAAACAUAACGAUGGUCAUUAUGGCCAAACAGUUCUAUUUUUGUUUCAUCAGACGAGAGGACAUUUCUCCAAAAAGUACGAUAUUUGUCUCCAUGUGCAGUUGAAAACCAUAGUCUGGCUUUUUUUUAUGGCGGUUUUGGAGCAGUGGCUUCCUUGCUGAGCGGCCUUUCAGGUUAUGUCGAUAUAGGACUCGUUUUACUGUGGAUAUAUAUACUUUUGUACCUGUUUCCUCCAGCAUCUUCACAAGGUAGCUGUUGUUCUGGGAUUGAUUUGCACUUUUCACACCAAAGUACGUUCAUCUCCUUCCUGAGGGGUAUGACGCUGCGUGGUCCCAUGUUGUUUAUACUUGCGUACUAUUGUUUGUACAGAUGAAUGUGGGACCUUCAGGUGUUUGGAAAUUGCUCCCAAGGAUGAACCAAACUUGUGGAGGUCUACAAUUUGUUUUCUGAGGUCUUGGCUGAUUUCUUUUGAUUUUCGCAUGAUGUCAAGCAAAGAAGCACUGAGUUUGAAGGUAGGCCUUGAAAUAGAUCCACAGGUACACCUCCAAUUGACUCAAAUGAUGUCAAUUAGCCUAUCGGAAGCUUCUAAAGCCAAUUGUUGGAAAAGGUACUUGUGUCAUGCACACAAGUAUAUGUCCUAACCGACUUGCCAAAACUAUAAUUUGUUAACAAGAAAUUUGUUGAGUGGUUGAAAAACUAGUUUUAAUGACUCCAACAUAAGUGUUUGUAAAUUUCCGACUUCAACUGUAUACACUCAGUUGCUAAUAUUCACUUUACUCUACACAAUAUACAUUCUAUACAAUAUACAUUCUAUACACACACAUGUGCACAUCACUUUCUCGGUGCUCGGAUUUGUAAACACAUUCCAUGCCGUUUCUCACAUAAUAAUUUGGGGGGGGUGCUUAUGUUUUUCCUGAUAUUGCAAAAAUGUCAGUACAAGUAGUGUGUUGUCUGCCCUACAUGCACAAACAGCAUUAGGAUAUCUUAAUUCAUCUUGGAAAUAUAGACCUGUAAACACAGAGAUACAACCGGUAGAAAUAUCAACUGAAUAUUUAUGAUGAAUGUAAGCUUUACUUUUUGUUAGCUGAUUAAUAGACACCUUUUUCAAGUAAAAUGUGCUCUCAUUCAGUGCUGUAUGGUGCUGCCUGACAGAGAUACAUACAGUUAAACAUGUAUUUUUUUAAUGUUGUGGCUAUUGUAAUCGGCUCUAAAUUACACACCUUCUAAACUGCAAAAUAAUGCCUGGCUUGAAGGAGAGUGGGCCACAGUCUUAUGUAAUCAAAUAUUGCAAGCUCUGAAAUUGCUCAAAUGUGGAAUAUAAGUAGUCAAUUGUCUGCACUAUAUACACAAAUAAAAAGCAUUAGGAUAUCUUAA